AUGAAACGAGUAAAUUUACAAAAUAAUUUUUUAAAGAAAUUCGAUUUUUUAGUAGAACAACAAAAAAUAGAAGAAAAACAAGAACAACAAAAUAUUUUUCCUAAAAUAAACCAAAUUUUAAUGAAAUCUCCCCAACAAUCAAACCAUAACAUAGGAAAGGAUAUGUUGGAAAUGGUUACUGCUGGGUAAGCGAAAGUAAUUAUCGGGUCUGAUGGUGGCACAGCGGUCAUAGGGUUAGCGAAUCAAGGGAAAUCCCUGGAUAUACAAAAAAAUUUUGAUAUCAGGAUUUAGGAGCACCCUACCCUAAUCGGCGUAUUCUUUUGGAGAACUCGAGCCAUCAGUCUCAAAACUGUGAUAUUAAUCACUCCAGCUCGAACCAAACACAUUGGUGGGAGAUUGGAGACUCUUAAACGAAGUUUAAAAACUUGCGGUGAAGUUGAGAUUUAUUUGGGUCCCUUUC
This is a messenger RNA of Meloidogyne enterolobii, 460 nucleotides long. Lineage: Eukaryota; Metazoa; Nematoda; Chromadorea; Rhabditida; Meloidogynidae. The record is from the annotation of a GenBank genome assembly.